AUGCGGCGCUUUAUUCUAUUGUUCGCCGUUGGGUAUGCGACCGCGCAAUUCGGUCGAGGAUCCCGUUAUGGUGAUAGUGGUCCGUAUGGAGGGGCGGGUGGCGAAGCGGUGUUUGAAAGUCGGACAGGAAGGUUCGACGGAGGUCCGGUCGGUUUUGGAAGAGGACGCUUUCCCGAUGGACCUGGUCCCUACCGCGGUGCCCAACGAGAAUACGGAGAAGGUGCCGGAGGUUUUCCGGAUGGACUUGGACCAUAUCGAGAAAGUCCGCGUGGAUUUGGAGAUGGUCCAGGCGGCUAUGAUGGGUUCAGUGGAGGCCCUCGAGGAUUCCGCGAUGAACAUCAACAUGGGCCUGAUUAUAAUAGUGGUCCAUAUGGCGCUGGAGGCCCAAGUGAUUUUCGAGGUCCCGAAACUUAUGGAACUGGUCAAGGUGAAUUCAAUCAUCCAGUUGCUGGAGAUCCGGAUCACGGCGGAAGAAUUGCAGAAAAAAUUCUGACCUCGAUUCUUGGAUAG
Caenorhabditis bovis is the source of this 510-nucleotide messenger RNA. The record is from the annotation of a GenBank genome assembly. NCBI's taxonomy places the organism in Eukaryota, Metazoa, Nematoda, Chromadorea, Rhabditida, Rhabditidae.